AUUCCUACAUGUGCUCAAAAUGUGAGCUCUGAAAGGCCACUUAGGCAAUUCGUUACAGGUAAAGACAAGUCAGCAGGUAGAAAUUCAAAGGGUCGUAUCACAAUUUUCCACAGAGGGGGAGGGGCAAAACGGUUACAAAGAAAAAUUGCCCUAAAACGCAACACUUCAUCAGUAGGUGUAGUUGAACGAAUCGAAUACGAACUAAAUCGCACUUCACAGAUCGCAGUGGUCAGAUGGGUCGAAGGGGCAGCCGUUGACCGCCCGAAAAAAGUCAACUCCCUCCAAAAAGAACUUCACCCCACCCCCAAGAUCCUACCCUCCAUCUCCAUCAAAGGUCAGUUUUCAUUCUCUUCAAUUCCCGGAAUGUUAGAAGACAAAAAGGUGGAAUCUUUAAGGCCUAAAACAGAUCAUGUAGUGGUUGGACUUUCAAAAGGUAGUAGGACCUUGAGUAGUCAAAGUCAAACAGGGAUCCACAUGAGAAAUGUUAAGGAUAUUUUAUUGUCUGCUUUUUCAUCUUCAAAUGGGAAAAAAAGACAUGACGCUCCUUAUUCGUUUGUGAACGUGUUGGGUGUUCCAAGAAUGGCGGUGGCAGGGGCAAAACCGAAAUUUUUUGUUCCAAGAAUGAAAGAUGAUGUGAAGGGGAAUGAAAGUUUGUUGCUUAAUGAAGUAAAAAUGUGGGAUAAGGAUAGUGUUGUGUGGGGGCAUAAGAUUAAACGAAAAACAGAUGUUUCUUGGGAGAGUUUGAGACAAAGGGGGAUUUUAGAGGUUGUUAAUGAGUCAGAGUCAAAGUCAAAGGUGAGAGAAAGUGAAAAGGUGGAAAAAGAUGGGAAAUUUGGAGUGGAUCGAGCUCCUGUGAGUUAUAUAUUGGCUACCUAAGUGUCGAUUUAUCAGUUACCUAAGUGUC
Messenger RNA from Lactuca sativa (garden lettuce), 904 nucleotides. RefSeq names its product large ribosomal subunit protein uL2mz, N-terminal part. Lineage: Eukaryota; Viridiplantae; Streptophyta; Magnoliopsida; Asterales; Asteraceae. Gene Ontology annotation, molecular function: structural constituent of ribosome; RNA binding. Gene Ontology annotation, cellular component: mitochondrial large ribosomal subunit; ribosome. Gene Ontology annotation, biological process: mitochondrial translation. The record is from RefSeq and is a predicted model, not a curated record.